Messenger RNA from Auanema sp. JU1783, 2325 nucleotides. NCBI's taxonomy places the organism in Eukaryota, Metazoa, Nematoda, Chromadorea, Rhabditida, Rhabditidae. The record is from the annotation of a GenBank genome assembly.
AUGACUGAACUUGGUCUUCCGACCGGCAAUCAAUUAGUUUUAAGCAAUAAAGUUAAUCUAGAUGAGUUAUUUCUCGGAAUAUUCGAAAAUUGUGUGUUAGAACCGGCGACUCCGUUCAAGUUAGCAAUUUACUGUUUGGCUCUAACUUUAGAUGGAAUAGAUCAAUUGCAUCAUGGUUUCACGGACAUACAAGCUAACAGAUUGAUGUGUCUGAUCGUUGGUAUAUUAGAAAAAGGGGACAGGCCAUUCAAAGAUGUUCGUAGGCUUGUACGGUUUAUGGACAAAACUAUAUGGAAUGGAAUACUGGAAUACUAUCUACAACAAAUCCAUAGCAUAAAAGAAGGAAACGACAUUCAUGUGAAUGGACGUUAUUUCUUCGGCAGAAGAGAUGUUACAAUUAGACUUUUCCAAAUUCGUACUGGCCUAUUCUUAUUUUUGCGCAAGCUUCAUUAUCAAUGGACUAAACUGAGCACUCUGCAAUGCUUUGAAGCAAACGAGAAGUUUAGAAAAUAUAUCCAAGAUGCGGAAGAAUUGGAAUGUAGUUUUAUGGAUGGAACUCUCUUAAGUUCAGUUCCUCUCGAGAUAGAGUCUGCUGCUCGCGCAAAAAAAUGGAUGGAUAGACAGAUUCAUCUUUUACAAGUCUGUCCAUCGUUAGCCAUGAAUCCCGAUCAAAUUUUUGCAUGGUGUGGUAUUGUAAAGCAUAGACAUAGAGAUAUUAAUGCGAAUCUACUAGAGAUGAUUAUGCAUAUAAACUUGAAAAAUUCGAUGGCCGCACAGGAAUCUCUCAGAAAGUUUGUAGAUUUCUCCAUGUUCCGUCCUAAUAUAUUUGAUUUACCAAAAAACGUAAAUAUCGAUGACAUGAAACGAAUUGGAGUUAUCAAUCAGAGACCACUGAGACACGGAACUCUUAUGUUGGCUCGUAUAUAUAGAAUGUUUGGAGAUUUGGUAAUGGCUCGUUCAUUGUUAACAGAAAGUGUGCAACAAGCACAAACUCAAAAUGAUUGGCCUUGCAUGCGCUUAGCGAUGCUUGAAUUGACGGCUAUUGAUAUUUUAUACAGUCUGGAGCAUCAUAAAAGUGAUAAAGAAAUGAGUGAUGAUCCUGAUCAUGUACCUCGGGUCACUCUAGAUUCGGCGUUGAGGAUACUCAUGAAGGAGUUCGCCUCCACAGAAUUAAGUUUUAAGGGCGCUGAUUUCACGCAACUCCAUGAGUUCCACGAAAAUGCCGUCAGCCUUGUUAACUUACUCUCAGUUAUUGUGGCCGCAAGAAAUGGAAACUUGGCCGAGAGCGCAACGGGAUCUUUAAAACAGCCCCUAUCUCAAGCAACCAGUGACGAUGAAAAAUCAAAGUCGCGUUUGAUCGUCGACGCAAGCACAGCUACACUUAGUAGUAUACGCCUUCAUCAAGGAUUCUGGAAAAGCGCAAGAGUUGCUGCUUUAUCACUCACUGAAGCUAAUGGUUCUGACGGGACCGCCCCGCAUCACGAGACAGAAGCUUAUGCCAUAGCUGGAGCCAAUAUUAUUUAUACCUACAUGGCCGAAGGAAAUUGGGAACUAGCUUCUAGUGCUCUCGUAGAUUUGGUUGCAAAGUUUCCUGUCAAGAUUAACUGGCAGGCUUCUCAUCAUGUUAGCAUUUGUAAAGCAAUUUUCGAAUUUGAUAAUGCUCUGAGAUUGGGCAAGUGGAAAGAUCUAGACAAUAAACUUACUGAAUUGAAAAGUGUAGCCCCAGAUGAGGCUGCAAUCAGACAAGCUCUAUUGUUAUCUCAACGUGGUGAGCUCCAAGAUGCUGAGUUUCUAUUGAAGAAAGAGUUGAAGAGUUCUCGUGGUAAACCAGUAGUUUUCAAAUACAGGUUACAACUGCAACUUUCAACAAUCCUAGCAGCUUUGGAUAAGCUUGAUGAUUCAUUAGAUCUGCUGCUCUCCAUUAUAGAACAGACAAAAUCGAAAUCACUCUAUUUAUUGACAUCUCUGGCCCAACGACGAUUAGCUACCUUCCAUGCUGAUCAUGGUCAUGCAGCGGAGGCGCUUAAAGGAUAUGCUAAAUGCGGAGAAACUGUGGCGAAUAUGGGUACUGCAUUGGAAAAAUGUUUUUAUCAUCUUGCUCGAUCGAGUGUUCAAGAGGAUGCUAACAUGGCUUUGUAUGAUUUAGCUGUCGCACGGAAAUAUUGUCAGGAAGCUGGAUUUCCUAUAAUCGAGAAGUCUGUUCUCAAAGAAGUGGCUUUACAUUUCAACAAGGUGGAUGAUACACAGAAGCGUGAUGAUAUCUGCGAGCAAUUCGUCUGUAUGGAUCAAGCACACCCUGGUCUCAUGAACUGGAAACUUUUCUAG